CGCGCUUUAUCUGUCAUCUGUCUAGAUCACACUUCUCGAACUUCACCCUCGUACCUCUCCCUCCUUCCCUGCCACCAUGCUCGUUUCAAGUGAAGUCGCCAGGUCUGCCCGUGCUCAACAUGCGCGCCGCAUCAUCUCCCUUCAAUCUCAACACCACACGUCCCUCUUAUCUCCCCGGGCUUCGUUAUCCCAAAUGUCGAGUCGUCCUAGUCGCCGGGAAGAACCCGCUGGUGAGAUUGCUGAGAAGCUCUGCUCCAGCGGACCCUGCCGAUUGGAAAACUCAUUGCAUUCAUUUAUCGAGCAUCUCCUCACUCCACGGAAUGACAACGCCCUAUCGGAUGAGCCUGAGCUCAACCUUCCCGUACACAAUCGCGCUGCCAAGAAGGCCAAAAAGCACAAGAAGAAGAAAGCUGGCAAGCCCCAUCACCAUAAUGCGAAACCCAUCAAACCCGCAGGCCACAAGGCUCACAAACUCAUCAAGCCAAUGGCCAAAAAACUCAUCAAGCCGGCGAAACCCGUCAAACACCUAACACCCGCGAAACCGCUACCCAUCAAAGCGGCUCCUCUCAAAAAUUUGAAGCCCCUAAAGCCUCUCAAAAAACUGCAUACCCCAGCAAAGCCCGCUAAACCACUCACCCCCGUCAAGCCAUUGCCUAUCAAAGGAAUUCCGCACAAACCAGUGAAGCCGCUGAAGCCUGUAAAAGCGCUACCGACCCCAGCAAAGCCUGGCAAGCCACUCACCCCUGUGAAGCCACUACCAAUAAAAGGGCUCCCGGUCAAGCCAUUGAAGCCGCUAAAGCCUCUGAAAGCGAUUCAUACCCCAGUAAAGCCUGGCAAACCACUGACGCCUGUUAAACCACUGCUCAUAAAAGGCCACCCUCUCAAGCCGUUGAAGCCUCUGAAGCCUCUUAAAGGGCUACAUAUCCCAGUAAAGCCCAUCACACCACUCACUCCUUCGAAACCACUCCCCAUAAAAGGCCUGCCCCUCAAGCCGUUGAAGCCGCUGAAGCCUCUCAAAGGGCUAAAGCCCAUCAAACCACUCACUCCUUUGAAACCACUCACUCCUUUGAAGCCACUCACUCCUUUGAAGCCGCUACCUGUCAAAGGCGUUCAUCCUAAACCCUUGAAGCCACUGAAGCCCAUCAAAGUGCUUCCUAUCCCACUAAAACCUGUGGCGCCACUCAUCCCAUCAAAACCCGCAGCACUACUCAUCCCAUCAAAACCUUUGGCACCGCUCACUGCUGUGAAACCCCUUGCCAUCAAACCACUGCCUCUUAAGGCAUUGAAGCACUCCAAGCCUGUCAAAGCCGUACCCAUCACACCUCACGUCCCCGUCCUCAAAGCUCCAAUUCCGAGCAACCCCCCCGUUGUAAUACCCGCUAAGCCUGCACAAAUCCCUGCGACACUUCCUGUAACCUUACCACUCAAGGCCCCCGUCCUCGCCGCACCUGUUGCUCAUGCUCCUGUUAGCAAUCCUCCCGCAGCAAUUACCACCAAGCCUGCUCAAAUCCCCGCUACGCUUUCAUCCCUCAAGGCCCCCGUUCUCGCCGCGCCUGUCGUUCAUGCACCCGUUAAGCCGGCAGCCGUGGUGCCCACCAAGCCACUGGUAGCUCCUCCCAUCAAGUCUUCUCCUCUGACUGUAGCUGCGCCCUCGGCUCAUCCGCCAGCAAAGACUAUUACUCCUGUUCAUACCACCAUACCUGCUGCUCCUGUGGCAAUUUCCGCUAAGCCUGCGCAAAUCCCCGCCGCGCUUCCUAUCACAUUGCCACUCAAGGCCCCCAUUCUCACCGCGCCUGCCGCUCAUGCACCUGUUAAGCCGGCAGCCGUGGUGCCCACCAAGCCAUUGGUAGCUCCUCCUAUUAAAUCUUCUCCUCUGACUGUAGCUGCGCCUUCGGCUCAUCUGCCCGCACAGACUAUCACUCCUGUUCAUGCCGCCAUAUCUGCUGCUCCUGUGGCAAUUUCUGCUAAGCCGGCCCAAAUCCCCGCCGCGCUUCCUAAGGCCCCCAUUCUCACCGCGCCUUCAGUUCAUUUUCCUGCUAAGCCGGCAGCCGUGGUGCCUAUCAAGCCAUUGGUAGCUACCCCUAUCAAGUCUUCUCCCCCGGCUUCUCAACCUCUGCCUGCACAGACUAUUGCUCCCGUUUAUGCCGCCGCACCUGCUGUUCAUCAGCCACCGCUCACUCCCAUCAGCGCCCUUCCUGUUGCAACACCUCUCAACCACACGGCUACACCUAUCCCAUCAGCGCAUUCUGACAAUGCCGCUAGCACAUCACAAACAUCUCCAGGGCCUUCAACAGUUCAGGCAGCUGCCGUCCAGUCAUCUCCACUCCUCAUUCCCAUCCAACCCAUUCCCACUAACCAGACGACUGCUUCACCUAUCACCUCGGCAAAUGUUGCGCAAAUCGGUGCAGCAUCAACGCCCGCAGCCUCCGAAAUACCACUUCCUCAAGCGCCACCAGUUCAAAAUACCACUUUACCUGCUGUAGCAGGUGAAGUUCCUCAAGUACCAUCUUCACCUCAGCCCGAGGGCCCGACAACCGUCGCUGAAAACUCGACCCCUCUACCAGCUUCCUCACCCCCUUCGCAAGAUCCGGCACCCUUGUCGGUUGCCCCUUCACAGGAUCCAACACCCGCAAUCCCCGACUCUAUCGCUCCCUUGCCACAAGAAACUGUGCAGGUGGUCGACACACCCUCUCCUGCCGCAGUCGAUACCACCAGCUCAGAUGCACAGCCAUCGCCUGUCCUAGACGUUCAAAGCGCUAAUGCCACCGAUUCUCAACAAAGCCCUCCACCAGCUUCUUCACCCUGGUCGCAAGAUUCGACACCCUCAUCGGUUGCCACUUCGCAGGAUUCAACAGCCCCGAUCACCGACUCUGUCACCGCCGCAUCACUGCCAGCUUCUUCGCCACAAGAAACUGUACAGGGCUCCGACACUCCCUCUCCUGCCACAGGUGACAGCACCAGCACAAAUGCCCAGCCAGCGCCUGCACUUGACAUCCAAAGUUCUAACGCCACCGAUCCUCAACAACCUUCCCCUUUCAUCAAUGCCACCACCCUUGACUUGGCCACUAAUGCGACAUUGUUAAACAAUGGAACCCUCCAUAACGGCACAGAAUUUAAUAACGCUACCUCACUGGUCAACAACUUACAUGGCUUAAAACUAGGGAACACAGCUCCUAGCGGAUUUGCUACCCCACCAUCAAACCAUAUCGGUGCAGCCGUUGGCGGUGUUUUAGGAUCCGCAGCUUUCAUCGGUUUGGGAUUGGCUGCAUUCCUUUCUAUCUCUCGCCGCCGCCGUCGCCGCAUACAAAAGGUCGACAACGGCUUUGGAACAUUCAUGGACGCGCCCUCCAAAGCAUCCUCAUCCGGGAUGACUCUCCCUUAGAACAGACAAUGUCUUCAGUCAACUGGAUCACUU
Molecule: messenger RNA, 3415 nt
Organism: Puccinia graminis f. sp. tritici CRL 75-36-700-3
Lineage: Eukaryota; Fungi; Basidiomycota; Pucciniomycetes; Pucciniales; Pucciniaceae
Exons: 3
Coding region: 77-3382 (1101 amino acids)
Source: RefSeq, a predicted model, not a curated record